UCACCGGCCAUAGCCGGUCGCCGGUUAUAAGAAUGGCUCCAAAUUGGAACAUUCCCUUCGCUCGGAUCGUCCCGUCACCCGGUUUCUCUCACCGCCGAUUGCAUCUUCCCCGUCAAUCCUGAGGAUUCUUUUGUUGUUUGUUUCCCGAGAAAUUCGAGACCCUAGUUUUUUCGCCAGGGUUCCGCUUGAAGCCUAUGCGAACAAGGAGGUGAUUUCUCGCGUUUUCUGAUCACCAUGAGCGCCAUCAACAUCACCAACGUCACCGUCUUGGACAAUCCGGCCCCAUUUCUUACGCCUUUCCAGUUCGAGAUUUCUUACGAGUGUUUGACUCCUCUCAAAAACGAUUUGGAAUGGAAGCUUAUAUACGUAGGGUCAGCAGAGGAUGAGACCUAUGAUCAACUUCUAGAGAGUGUUCUUGUCGGACCUAUUAAUGUUGGAAACUACCGGUUUGUACUACAGGCUGACCCUGCAGACCCAUCAAAGAUACGCGAGGAAGACGUCAUUGGUGUGACUGUGCUUCUCUUAACUUGCUCGUAUAUGGGUCAGGAAUUCAUAAGAGUCGGUUACUACGUGAACAACGAUUAUGAUGAUGAACAGCUCAGAGAAGAGCCUCCCCCCAAGGUUUUGGUAGACAAGGUCCAGAGGAACAUUCUCUCCGACAAACCAAGAGUGACCAAGUUCCCUAUCAAUUUUCAUCCGGACGAUGAGCAGACAGGUAGUGAUAUCCCGCCUCCACCCGAACCAUCUGAUGAUUCUGAUGUCAAUGGAGAAACACCAGUUUUGCCUGAGCCAGCCACCAAAGCCCCGUGAACAUUGAUUCUUGAGUCUGAGUUUCGUUAUUUGCGAGCUGCUAGAGUGCCAUCGUCUCCAUCCAACUCGAAAAAGAUAGAACAUUUUGCUGUAGUCUGUAGAUGCUUUAGGGAAGUGAUACUUGAACUCUUUCAGUGUUCUUGUUUUUUUUCCCUUCGGAUUUGGAACUAUAUUUGACAGGAACAAGCCUUUUGCAGGGACAUCAUUUUCAGCGUCCAUUAUGCUUGUCUCGAUGAAAAAUGCCAUAACAUUUUGCUGUUUCUUUCUUGAACUUUUAAGCUGCAGUUUGUGUUA
Molecule: messenger RNA, 1104 nt
Organism: Tarenaya hassleriana
Lineage: Eukaryota; Viridiplantae; Streptophyta; Magnoliopsida; Brassicales; Cleomaceae
Product: histone chaperone ASF1B-like
Exons: 4
Coding region: 235-810 (191 amino acids)
Biological process (GO): DNA replication-dependent chromatin assembly
Cellular component (GO): nucleus
Molecular function (GO): histone binding
Source: RefSeq, a predicted model, not a curated record